AUGUCACGAUUUUUCUGUUAUCAACAAAUUGAAAUUGCGGUGCUUCAGCCUCGCUUUUACCUCCAUAUCUAUAGGACGUAUCGUGGCGCCUCCCAACUCAUGAAGCUCACACCUCAAAAGGGUCACCAAAUCGCCAGCUUCACCCUACACGAUGACUUCGACAUCACUAUCAUCUGGCACAACGUCGAUACUCGCAGUCACUUUACACGUUUCAGCAUAGAAUCUUGCGGACGGAUUGAGCGCAUCUUGAUUGACUUUGCGCGAGUCUUGCAGACGGUCGUGUUGGAGUAA
Molecule: messenger RNA, 291 nt
Organism: Parastagonospora nodorum SN15
Lineage: Eukaryota; Fungi; Ascomycota; Dothideomycetes; Pleosporales; Phaeosphaeriaceae
Exons: 3
Coding region: 1-291 (96 amino acids)
Source: RefSeq, a predicted model, not a curated record